Paramecium pentaurelia is the source of this 288-nucleotide messenger RNA. Lineage: Eukaryota; Ciliophora; Oligohymenophorea; Peniculida; Parameciidae. The record is from the annotation of a GenBank genome assembly.
AUGCUGUUACACGUUCGCACUAGCAGUGGUUAUCGAGAAUCGUUGCGUAAAAGUUUAAGUAGAAAGAGAGAACGCAUUCUCUCAUUUUAAUAGAUAUCUAGACCAGAAUUGGCUGAUCUCAGCAAUUAAUGUACAUCAAAGUUUGACAAAAAUGAAACAAAACUUGAAUAAAGAAAAUCUAAAGUAAAGAAUAUGAAACAAAACUCAUAUAAAAAGAAACCAUAGGUGAAAUUGUCUUAUGUUCCAGAGAUGACUCUUUAUUAGAAAAUAUUGUAAAAAUACUUCUGA